Molecule: messenger RNA, 2972 nt
Organism: Puntigrus tetrazona (Sumatra barb)
Lineage: Eukaryota; Metazoa; Chordata; Actinopteri; Cypriniformes; Cyprinidae
Product: succinate-semialdehyde dehydrogenase, mitochondrial-like
Biological process (GO): GABA catabolic process
Molecular function (GO): succinate-semialdehyde dehydrogenase (NAD+) activity
Source: RefSeq, a predicted model, not a curated record
AAGGAUUCGACUCAAACGAUUCGUUCACGAAUCAGACGUCGCUACUAAAUCGUCUCUCGUGUCGGAUUGUAUUUCCUGCAGUGAGUGAAAAGCAAAGAGAUGCAACACGCGAUCAACUGGGCAAUUACUAUUAUUACUUAUUAUUUUAAUCAGUCUGUAGCGUUUUUGGAGUGAGCACAGAAAUUGAUUACGAUAACUUGGAAUUUUCCUAUGUGUGUUUGUUUGUGUGUUUGUGUAAAACAGUCGUUAGGAGAAUGUAAAUAAGGAGAGAGUUGCUAAAGCGCAUGUAAAGCAGCCGCCCUCCUUUUUCUGGACUGGACCGAGUUUGUUAUUAGACUCCCGCACGCCUCGAACCGCGAACGAACAGCUCGGUUUCAUUAGGCCUGUCAGUACUUGUCAUGGGCAGUUUAUAUCUCUCAAGAGGUCGGUGUAUUCUCCGGCAGGUGUUCUUCGGCCUACCCAGCAUGCUGCGGCGGCCGUACAGCCUCGACGUGUCAGCGCAGCUCCUGCGGACUCGAGCCUUCAUAGAAGGGCGCUGGGUCUCCGCGGCGUCCACCUUCCCCGUGUUAGAUCCAGCCACGGGAGAAGAGAUCGCCAAGGUGUCGGACUGCGGUACGAAGGAAGCUCAAGACGCCGUCAAUGCUGCAUACAAAGCUUUUCACCUGUGGAAGAAUCACACGGCCAAGGAGAGGAGCAUUUUAUUACGAAAAUGGUUUGAUCUGAUCAAUCAGCACAAGGAAGAUCUUGCCAAGUUGAUCACAGCAGAGUGUGUAGGGAAGCCCAUGAAGGAGUCUGUCGGUGAGAUGACAUACUCUGCCUCCUUUCUGGAGUGGUUUUCUGAAGAGGCCAGACGUGUGUAUGGAGAUAUCGUGGCACCUCCAGCCAAGGACCGCAAGAUCCUGUUACUCAAGCAGCCGGUGGGAGUGGCUUCUAUCAUCACACCUUGGAACUUCCCCAGUGCCAUGAUCACCAGGAAGGUGGGUGCAGCGCUGGCGGCGGGCUGCACUGUGGUGGUGAAGCCGGCUGAGGAUACGCCUCUCUCUGCUCUGGCCCUUGCUGAGCUCUCGGUUCAGGCUGGCAUUCCACCUGGGGUGCUUAAUGUAGUUCCCUGCUCAAGAGAAAAGACUCCCGCUGUAGGGGAGCUGCUCUGCACGGACCCUCUUGUGGCCAAAAUCUCAUUUACUGGCUCCACAGCCACUGGCAAAGUACUGUUAAGACAUGCUGCAGGGACGGUCAAAAGGGUCUCUAUGGAGUUAGGAGGACAUGCACCCUUUAUUGUAUUUGACAGUGCUGACGUAGAUAAAGCCGUUGCAGGAGCAAUGGGUUCCAAAUUCAGGAACUCAGGACAGACCUGCGUGUGCUCCAAUCGCUUUUUGGUACAGAGUGGGAUCCACGAUGCUUUCAUCGAAAAGUUGGCGAAGGCUAUGGAUGCUGAACUGAAGCGGCACGGCUCAGAGCCCACCACCACACAGGGGCCGCUCAUCAACACCAGCGCCACCGAGAAGGUGGAGAACCAGAUUACAGAAGCUGUGUCACAGGGAGCUGUCAUAGUUCGAGGUGGGAAGAGGCUGGAGGGCUCCUUCAUGCAGCCCACCCUGCUGUCCAACGUCAACAACGACAUGCUCUGCAUGCGAGAGGAGACCUUUGGACCCCUGAUUCCUGUUGUUAAGUUCAACACAGAACAGGAGGCACUCGCCAUUGCCAAUGCUUCUCCUGUUGGUUUAGCAGGUUACUUUUACUCCAGAGACAUCAGUCAGAUCUGGCGGGUGGCUGAACAGAUGGAAGUGGGCAUGGUCGGCGUGAAUGAAGGUCUGAUCUCCACCACAGAAGCAUCAUUUGGUGGAAUUAAACAGUCUGGAAUGGGCAGAGAAGGAUCUAAAUAUGGCAUUGAUGAGUAUCUAGAAAUAAAGUACAUGUGUUUGGGGGGACUCUCUCUUUAAAGCUGCUGCUGCUGCUUAUUAGCAGGCCGUAUGUCAUUUUCUAAGCAAUACUAAAAACAUGAAUCCAAAAAAACACUGUUAACCACUGUCUAUUAACCAUAUAGAACUGAAAAUGACUAUACAGAUACAUUUUAUUGUCAGGAUAUUUGUUGCACAAAUUGGUAAAAAUUGUACUCUUUGAGAUUCAUCUGCCAUCAAUGUAACCUAGUUAAAAUGAGAUUUUUUUUUUAUGCCUGAAAAAUAUCUAAACAUUCUUUAAAGCAGGAUAACUUAACUUUUAGUUCAAGAUGAAAUGAGAGAAUAUAUCUUCAAUAUAUAAAAUUUGUUUUAGACCGAAAACGAGACCCAGUUUACAGUGUAUAAAUGUAUCGCUAGGGGUAGAUACAGUGAGAAAUCAAAGCACAAUCCUUCUUUAGAAAAUCAUUUAAAUGUUCAGCUUACUAAGUGUUCUAUUUUGUAAUUCUAGAAAUAGAGUAAGACUGUUAAAAAUGAAUCGUUGACUGUGAUGGGAUGUUUUGGGUGCUCAUUCUGCUGGAUAGAAACUUCUGAAUUGAAGUACUGCAACAUGGAGAUUAGUCAAACAAGUUAACAAAUUUGUCAUUGUGGCCAAAUGUUGUAAGUGCCAGUGUAUUUUUUUAACCGUUCUAGUGUUGUUUUCUGAAUUUUUUUUUUUUUUUUUUUUUAAUUAUUGUAAAUAUUAAUUUUCUAUUCAAAUACCUAACUGUAUUGUGAAGUGUUGUAGGUAUGAAAAUGUUUAUAAGUAUAUAAUUUUUUUAACUUGGGAGUGAAAUUUUGCAAAUAAGCAAAUAAAGGUACAAAGACUACAUGUACAUCUGAAAGCGUUGGUAAAUAACCAACUUCUGCUGUUCGUUUAGUUCUAAUUUUCAUAAAUAAUAUAAAAUUAAGCCCGAAUAUGCACAUUAACAAACAGAAUUGCACUGUUAUUUUUAAUGUAGCUCAUUUUCAUUGCAUUUCUGAAUGAUUCUGUAAAUAUUGAACAUAUGGUUAUAAAACAGCCUUAACCUCUGUAAA